UUCGCUUCGAGACUGGGAACAUUCGUCAUAUUUGUUGACCCCUGCUGUCCUCAGCUCGAGACGCCUGCAGGCUCGUAGAUUGUGACUGCACAACACUUUGCUGAAAGGAGUGAGCCUUGUGCCGUCGCAGAACCAUUAGCAAAGUUGCUGCAUACACAAGCUUGCCGCUACCCACCUACCCACUCCCCCCGCAUGAAGUGCUCGACGUAACGCUUUACUCAAGCCCGAGUAGUUUCGAAAGUCUAUACUGCCGAUUUUCCCGGAAAACUGGGGAGAUACCUGCUGCCAAAAUGUCGGACCACAAUGGAGAAAGUCACAAGCGCAGUAAAUCGACUCUCCAUAAACUGCGACGGAAGGAAGGCAAGGACGACGAUAAGGAGAGCAAUUCAGAGGAAGGAUCGAUGACUUCAUUGCCCCUUGGGGCAGCUUCCCCAGCCUCAGUCGCCCAUCAUGCCUCUCGCGGCCACGCUUCAAAACCAUCGACAGGUACCGCAGGGCUGAUGAGAUCUACUUCGAAUCUGCAAGCUCCGAGAAUCAUGCCAGCCCAACCGCCCCUUCAAGAGAAGACGGUGUCCAUCGAGCAAUCGGUCAAGAAGUUCCGUAUCUUCGAGGCGCUUCGAAAUGGAGACACUGCGUCAAUAUCAAAAGCGAUAAGGGAGACGGAUGGCAGUCGUAUAAGCACAUCUAGCGCAGGGGGGGCAGGAUCUUCGGGACUGGACGACACAACCAUAUUGCAUCUUGCUAUACAGUGCGCCGAGCUCCCUGUGAUCGAAUACGUGCUUUCAGACGGUGCAGGGUCGAUCGAUGUCAAUGCGCGAGAUAAGGAUGGGAACACGGCGUUGCAUGUUGCAGCUCAACAGGGUCGAGGGCAGGUUGUGCGAUUGUUGUUGGAUCAGCCUGGCAUCAAUGAUUCUAUCGCGAAUUACCAAGGCCGCCUGCCCCUCGACCUCGCGCGAACCCCAGAUAUCUUCCAGCAACUACAAUUAUCGCGGUCUAUAUUUGUCGAUGGAAAGAUCAGGCAGGUACAGGCGCUGGUUGCCCAAGGGGAUUACAAGACCUUGGGUGCAGUUCUGGAAGAGCCGCGGGUGAAGAUGGUAUUGGACAUCAAUGGGGGGGAAUUUGCUUCGGACAUCAACACCAUUCAGUCUGGAGGCACCUUGUUACAUGAAGCAGCGAGACGGAAAAAUACCGCCUUGAUUCAGGUCUUGCUUCUCCAUGGAGCUGACCCUUUUCGCCGAGAUCGAAAAGGAAAAUUGCCUCAGGAUGUUACCAAAGACGACACCACGAGAGCUAUGCUCAAGCGAUCUCCAGCUGCAGUGGCUGCACAGCGUGGAAUUCAAGAAAAGGCUGUCCUUGGUAAUGCAUCUCAGCAAGGAGCGGUCAAUGCUGCCCCAGGUGAUGCACUUGCAGGGAAAGAAGGUCGUGAGAUGAAGGGCUAUCUGAAAAAGUGGACGAACUACCGGAAGGGUUAUCAGUUGCGAUGGUUUGUCCUAGAAGACGGAGUCAUGAGUUACUACAAGCACCAAGAUGAUGCUGGGUCCGCUUGCCGUGGUGCCAUCAACAUGAAAAUAGCCAAACUUAACAUGGACCCAACCGAGAAGACGAAGUUCGAGAUCAUCGGAAAGUCAUCGGUCAAAUACCAUCUCAAGGCUAACCAUGAAGUUGAAGCAAAGAGAUGGUUUUGGGCGCUCAACAACUCCAUACAGUGGACCAAGGACCAAGCAAAGGAAGAGGACAGACAGAGGCAAAAGAGCGCAGAAAUGCUACGGCAAGCAAAGGCCGAACACUCUACCUCUGGUUUGACGCGAGACACAUCCAUGGCAGACCUCACUAGCGAUGCAACAAGUGUCGCAGAUACUCGACGAAGCAGCUUCCAAACCACCUCCCGGUUAGUCCCACAGCCAAGUACCGGAAAGCAUAGCGGCCACAAAGUUGCAUUUGCCAGUGGAAGCGUGGGGGACGAUGAGGAAGGCACAGCCUAUGGAUCCUACGAGCCCAGCUUCAUGGGAGAUCCAGGCAAGACGCCGAGCAAUAAUGGACCGCCCAUAGGCACUGAUGGGGACGAUGACGACGAAGAGUAUGGCGAGGGCUCUAGUGAUCCUGAAGCGCCAGCCACGAAAGAUGCAUUCGAAAUCACAGCACAGUCAGCGACGUUGCAACUCGAUAUGAUGGGGCAAGUGAAUGCUGCCCUGCAGUCCGAGCAAGUCAAGAAUCCAACUCUUUCCAUAUCGGACUCCAUCGCCAUACAAGCAGUCCAGACCUACGACUCUUCGAUACGCAACCUGAAAGGUCUUGUUGGAGAUCUCCUCAAGAUAUCAAAGGACAGAGACGCGUACUGGCAAUACCGCCUUGACCGAGAGGCUGAUAUGAGGCGAAUGUGGGAAGAUAGCAUGGCGCAGGUGGCACGGGAGCAAGAGGUUCUGGAGCAAAAAGUCGGUGAAUCAGAAGAGAAGAGGAAGUUGACUAAGCGAGCUCUUCGCGAAGUCAUCGAGGGAAGCACAAUCAUCAGCAGUCGUCCAGAAAGUGCGGGGGAGCCCUCAAAGACCCAGGAAUUUGUAGAUGCUCUUGAGAAAGUCUCUCUCAAUCACGAUGGCACCGCACUGAGACGGAAAUCCACAGCUGCAAGCUCUCUUCGCAGGAAGUCGAUCCUUCUAGAAGUGGGCAACCUCUCCGAGACAGAGUCGGACGACGAUGAAGAAUUCUUUGAUGCUGUGGAUGCAGGAGAAGUAGCCGUUGCUCCUAAGCUGCUUCCGCCAAGUUACGAGGGUAAGAGUAUCAAAAAGGAGAAAGAGAAAGUCGCCGAGAUUGAAGGCAUGGAUCUCAGUCCUUCAUUCAAAGGCUACGAGACUGGAAUUCGUAAGAAGCUCAAGAUGGAUGCAGAUGACAGACCUAAGAUCUCCUUAUGGAGCAUUCUCAAGUCUAUGAUCGGCAAGGACAUGACGAAGAUGACACUUCCGGUCUCUUUCAACGAACCUACCUCCUUGCUCCAGCGAUGUGCCGAAGAUAUGGAAUAUGCAGACCUCCUUGAGGUUGCGGCUGAUAGGACAGACUCCACUGAGCGAAUGAUCUAUGUGGCUGCCUUUGCUGCAAGUGAGUACGCUUCGACUAUUGGUCGAGUUGCGAAGCCUUUCAAUCCUCUACUUGGAGAAACGUUCGAGUAUGUACGGCCAGACAAGAACUACCGCUUCUUCAUUGAACAAGUCAGUCAUCAUCCUCCGAUUGGCGCUGCAUGGGCAGAGUCGCCGAGAUGGACGUAUUAUGGAGAGUCUGCAGUCAAGUCAAAGUUCUACGGCAAAUCUUUCGAUAUAAAUCCUCUCGGUACCUGGUUCCUCAAGCUCCGGCCGAACAGCGGUAAGGAAGAGCUGUAUACUUGGAAAAAAGUUACAUCUUCAGUCAUUGGCAUCAUCACUGGCUCACCAACAGUUGACAACUACGGACCGAUGGAAGUCAAGAAUUGGACAACUGGUGAAACCUGUCUCAUCGAAUUCAAACCUCGCGGCUGGAAGGCAUCCAGCGCAUACCAGAUCACUGGCCGGGUGAACGACGCAGAUGGCCAAACACGCUUCAGUAUCGGCGGCCGCUGGAACAAUCGAAUCUAUGCCCGCCUGACUCCCGGCUAUGAAGCCACGCCCGAAGAGCCCAAAGUCGGCCAAGUAAUGCACCACCGCGGCAGCGUCAGCGAGCCCAACCAAGCCUUUCUGGUGUGGGAAGCCAAUGCCCGCCCAACCGGCAUCCCCUUCAACCUGACCCCCUUCGUCGUGACCCUCAACGACAUCAACGAGCAGCUAGAACCCUGGCUUCCACCCACAGACACGAGAUUGCGACCCGACCAACGAGCAAUGGAGGACGGCAGAUAUGAUUUUGCGGCCACGGAGAAGAAUCGCGUGGAGGAGAGGCAGCGGGCGAAGAGGAGGGAGAGGGAGCAGAAGGGGGAGGAAUUCGUGCCGGUUUGGUUUAGUAAAGCGAGGUGUCCGGUCACGGGGGAGAUGUUCUGGCAAUUUAAUGGGAGGUAUUGGGCUGAGCGGGAGAGGGCGAGGGAGGAGAGGGCGUGGACUGGGGUGGAGGAUAUUUUUGGGAUAAAUGAUCAGAUGGUUAGGAGGGAGACGUGGAGGUGAGGUGCGGGGAGGGGGUGUAUGUGAGAUGUGGUAGAUGAAAGAAAUAAGAGAGAAGGAAGAGUAUAAUAGUAUGACUGUAGUUAAUUGUUCAGCAAGUGUGAGCAAAUAGGUAUAUCAAACAUCGAGGGCAGUGAAUGAGAUUUCAUUCCACUAAACAUUUCCUGAGUUUUAUUAAAUAUUAUGAACCACAAGUCAAAAAUGAUUUCAGCCAUCACUUUCCAUCCUUUAUAUCUCGUGUAUGCCCUGUUACGAUUACCACAUUCCUUCCUUCCAGACCUA
This is a messenger RNA of Hyaloscypha bicolor E, 4394 nucleotides long. Its product is annotated as putative Oxysterol-binding protein like protein C2F12.05c. Gene Ontology annotation, molecular function: sterol binding; protein binding. Gene Ontology annotation, cellular component: membrane; nuclear envelope; cytosol. NCBI's taxonomy places the organism in Eukaryota, Fungi, Ascomycota, Leotiomycetes, Helotiales, Hyaloscyphaceae. The coding region runs from base 291 to 4115 and encodes 1274 amino acids. Gene Ontology annotation, biological process: piecemeal microautophagy of the nucleus; exocytosis; endocytosis. The transcript has 4 exons. The record is from RefSeq and is a predicted model, not a curated record.